GUUAUCUUUAUUUAAAAUCUUUAGCUUGUUCUUUCACAUUUUUAGCCAAAAUUAAUAAGAUCCAUAAUGGGAGAUUGAAAGAAACACUUAUGGUUGUUAAGCAAAUCAAGAGACACGCAGCAUGUGUCCAGCAAAGUGAUGAAAAGAGAAAAAAAAAAGUGUCUCUGAUAAUCUUUGAAAAGAUUCAGUAAAUUUUUUCACAGCAAACAAACAGUCGCCACAAAGCGGAAGGUAGAUGUUGUAAAUAUGUCCAUUUUGCACAAAAUUAUUAAUCUUAAUCACAAAGGCAGUUUCGAUGUGAAAGUCAGUCUGUGAUUUAUAUAGUUUCCACAUGCAGAGGUUAUAAAAGUCUUUAUGACCUUUAUGACCGAGUAGUUCAGGGAAGUCAGAAAAUGCAACACGGAAAUCUCAGUGAUGAUGAUAAGCAGAAAGAAAACGAGUAACCGUGUAAAACAUCUAAUAAAAUUUUCAGAACAAUUAAUUAGAAAGUGGCAAAACAAGAACUGUACAGUAAAAGCGGGUCACACAAAGGUCGAUGCUUUCGGGCAUCUGGAGUAAAAAAUAAGCCCCGACUGUUUCCAUCACAUUCUGCUGAGAAUUUUAUCUUCUCAUCAGCUCUGACCAGCUUCCUGCAUAACACUCACACCGCCAAUGUGCCACUGUUGCAAUAGUUUGAUGUUUUGCUGAAGCGCACGACUCUCUCAUAGUUCUGUGGACUUGAGCUGUUGGUCUCUGCAGCUCCUCCAGAGUUUCCAGUUCGGAAUCGUAAUUUUUUUCUUUUUUUAGGAGGAAUUAAUGCUGUAAAGAGGGUUCACAACUUCCUCUUUUCAUGACCUCUAAUGCGUUCCAAAAAAUCUGGAAUAUGGCCCUGACUGAGAAUAUUUUUAAUUUUUUUACUCUCGCAAAAAAUAUGAACAAAUUGAAACAAAACAUUUGGCUGCAUCACAACUGGUAUUAGCAGCUUCAGGCCCCAUCUGACACAAAAAAAUCACAUCAGGAAUAUUCGGACUUGCAAAGAACCUUUCGACCCCAGCAGGCGGGAUGGGCUGUCUGAAGUCCACGCUGAGCGGCGGCCUGGCGACCGGUGUGGAGAGCAAAAUCAGACAGCAGGCCGAAAAACCGGAGCCGGCACACUAUGUCAGAGACCCCACCUUCAACACCAACAAGAAUAACUCCCUGCUACCAGGUCAAAGGUUCCAGCAAAUGGAAGAGAAAGAGUCAACUUUCAAAAUGGUGAUUGGUCUUUAUCCUUACGAGGCGUUGCAUCGAGAAGAUUUAGGUUUCAAGAAAGGAGAGAAGCUGAAAAUCCUGGAAGAACACGGUGAUUGGUGGAAAGCAAAGUCUCUAACGUCCAACAAAGAAGGAUUCAUCCCAUCCAAUUACGUUGCACAAGUCGAUACCAUGGAAACGGAAGAGUGGUUUUUCAAAGACAUCACAAGGAAGGAUGCAGAGAGGCAGCUGUUGGCUCCCGCAAACAAACCAGGCUCUUAUCUUAUCAGGGAAAGCGAAACAUCCAAAGGGAAUUUCUCCUUAUCAAUCAGAGACAUCGAUGCCCAGGGCGUGGAUUCGGUGAAACAUUAUAAAAUCAGGAAGUUGGACAACGGCGGCUUCUACGUCUCUCCCAAAAUUUCCUUCCCGGACAUCAACAGCAUGCUCAAACAUUACCACACCAGGUCAGAUGGUCUGUGCCGCAAACUGGAGCGUCCGUGCGUGAAACCCAAAGCCCAGCGGCCGUGGGACAAGGACGCCUGGGAGAUUUCCAAAGACUCGAUAAAGUUUGUGAAGAAACUGGGAGCGGGACAGUUUGGAGAAGUGUGGAUGGCUUACUACAACAACGCAACCAAAGUGGCCGUGAAGACCUUGAAGCCUGGCACCAUGACCGCCGAGGCGUUCAUGGAAGAAGCCAACGUGAUGAAGACUCUGCACCACGACAGACUGGUGCGGCUCUACGCCGUCGUCACCAAGACCGAGCCCAUCUACAUCAUCACCGAAUUCAUGGCAAACGGAAGUCUCCUGGACUUCUUAAAGAGUGACGCAGGAAGCAGACAGAAACUACCAAAGCUCAUCGAUUUCUCAGCACAGAUCGCAGAGGGCAUGGCUUACAUAGAGAAGAAGAAUUACAUUCACAGAGACCUGAGGGCGGCUAACGUGCUCGUGUCCGAGAGCUUGCUUUGCAAAAUAGCCGACUUUGGCUUGGCGAGGGUCAUAGAGGACAACGAGUACUCCGCACGGGAAGGUGCCAAAUUCCCCAUCAAAUGGACCGCUCCGGAGGCCAUCAACUACGGCACCUUCACCAUCAAAUCAGACAUGUGGUCUUUCGGAGUGCUUCUCUAUGAGAUUAUCACAUAUGGAAAAAUCCCAUAUCCAGGGAUGACGAAGGGAGAGGUGAUGUCCUCCAUACAGCGCGGCUACAGGAUGUCCCAGCCCGAAAACUGUCCGUCUGAGCUGUACGAGAUCAUGAUGACCUGCUGGAAGGACAAGCCCGAAGACAGACCCACCUUUGACUACAUACAGAGCGUCCUGGACGACUUCUACACCGCGACAGAGGGACAGUACCAGGAUCAGCCAUAGCGCCGCCGAGUCAUCCCAUAAGGACAUUCACGACAAUUAACAUCCGCUCUACUGGUUGUGUGUUUUUAACUUCUUCACAGUUUAAUUGUAUAUAUACCACAUGUUGAUGUCCACUUAAUUUUGAAGAUUUUAUAUAGUUUCACAAACAAUCUCGAUGAAAGAAGUCAUCUUUCAAGAUAUUCUGAACAACAUGGAUUCAUUUUGUUUUUUUAAUGGAUGUGAACUGUAUUUAAAUGAGAUUGUAAUUGUAAGUAUAUUUGAGAAAUGUGGUCUAAAUGUAAACGUUUUAAAUGGGUAAUUUGGACUGACUACGUGCAGAUUUUUUUUUUAGAAGGUUUUUCGUUAAUUUAAGCUGGACAGGAAGAAGCGCAGAGAAAGGAGAUAUUGAGAAAGUGGCCUGGGGAUAGGCGUUAAACCACAAAUAACUGCGUUGAAAACUGGAGUUUCUGCCUGUGUUGUGGUGGAACUGUAUGUCGUACUUGUGUAUAUAUAUAUGUGGUCAUAGACCUAAGAAAAUCAUAAGCUGCUUUAAAAUACGGACCCCAGACUUGGAACGUCACUUUCUUUGGAAGUAAGUGAGAGACUAAGAUGGACUGCUACAUGUUGGCCUCAGGUGACAUAAUCUUACUAACUCAAGAUAUUAAACAGUAUGAAAUAUGUCAUAUUUUUCUAUGUAGUGAUUGAAAGCCUGAGUUAUUAUAUUAAACGUCAUGUUUGGUAUUGAAUGGCUGUACAUUUUGUAUGAAAUAAAAAAAAACAAUACACAUAU
This is a messenger RNA of Poecilia reticulata (guppy), 3340 nucleotides long. It is a transcript of the gene lyn, whose product is annotated as LYN proto-oncogene, Src family tyrosine kinase. Gene Ontology annotation, molecular function: protein tyrosine kinase activity; ATP binding; protein binding. NCBI's taxonomy places the organism in Eukaryota, Metazoa, Chordata, Actinopteri, Cyprinodontiformes, Poeciliidae. The record is from RefSeq and is a predicted model, not a curated record. Gene Ontology annotation, biological process: protein phosphorylation.